UGUAGUUGAGGGAAAGCGCACUUUGGGGCGCCAUCCCUAGGACAGAGCGGGCACAGGAAGGGCUGCUGCCCCGACCCCUCGGAAGCCGAGGCCCGGGUUCCAUAGUUUUCUGUAGGCAGAGCAAGAAGGAAACCCGGGAGGGCCCGGGAGCCUGUCAGGGAAGAAGGCAGCCAGGGAAACUCGUGGUUCAGGGCAUGAGGGAGGAAGCCUGGGAUCCUCAGACUCCGUCAGAGAAUAUUUAACGCCGGGAAAGGGGUCCGCAGGAGCCGGGGAGAUGAGCUUGGAAUCCUUGUUCCAGCACAUUCUCUGCAGCGAGAACCAGGCCGAGCAGAGCCGCCGAGCGCUGCGAGAAGUACGGUCGGACAUAACCAGGUGCCGAGAAAAAAUGAAGCAAGCAGCCGAGGAGUUGAAUGAAGAGCAGGUCAAGUUGGAAUCUAAGGUUCAGCAGUUUUCUGAAAAAUCUUUCCUCUUACAGCUUUUGAAAACUCAUGAAAAUGCUUUAGAAAGACAAUGCAGUGAAAUUACAAACCAAAGGAAUAUGCUUCUCCAAACCUUUGAGAGUACAAAAAAAGCAGUGACAGAGGAGGAGGAUAAAUUUCUUAAGGAAAUUACAGAUUUUAAUAAUGAAUAUGAAAUAACAAAGAAAAGAGAGCUUUUGAUGAAAGAAAACGUCAGGAUUGAAAUAUCUGUCUUAGAAAACCAGGCAAACAUUUUGAAAAGGGAAAUGAAGUCAGUGGAACGUGAUAGUGGCCAGUUAAAUGAACUUCAGAAACAAAAGAGGGAAUUGAUUGAAGAAUUAUUUACUCUUCAGAGAAAACUUAAAGGUUUUGAAGAUGAAGAGAAUGAAGCCAUCCAUACUACUAAAUACCUAGAGGCAGAAAAGAUAAAAAUCAAUGAAAAGCCUCAAAAUGAUGCUGAAUGCCUGAGGGCAGAGUUACACAGAGAGAGGAGAGGCAAAGAGAGAGGUCUUUCAUCCGCUGGUUCACUCCCCAGUUGGCCGCAAUGGCCGGAGCUGAACCGAUCUGAAGCCAGGAGCCAGGAGCUUCUUCCUGAUCUACCACGUGGGUACAUGGGCCUAAGGACGUGGGCCAUCUUCUACUGCUUUCCCAGGCCAUAGCAGAGAGCUGGAUUGUAAGUAGAGCAGCUGGGACUCAAACCAGCGCCCAUAUGGGAUGCUGGCACUGCAGGCAGAAGCUUUACCCGCUAAGCCACAGCACCGGCCCCAAUGUAAUAAAUUAUUAACAUGCCUCUCCUGAUUGAUUUUCUGUGCUCACAGAAAACGUGUUACAGUUCAGUUGCAUCAUGAAUCAUGCUCUAUAAUAGCUAUGUAACUAGCUUGUCUCACCAGACUGGGAACUCCCUCCACUUCUUGUUGUCUUUCUUUGAGUCUGUAUUUAGUGCAGUCAAGGGCAUAUGAUUUUUCAAUGCAUAUAUACUCCAGUUAUUAAGCCUACUUGUAAUUGAAUUUUUAUGAUAAAAAAGAUAAAUAUUCCUCAGCUAUUCUCAAAGACAUGAUGUAUU
Messenger RNA from Oryctolagus cuniculus (rabbit), 1521 nucleotides. NCBI's taxonomy places the organism in Eukaryota, Metazoa, Chordata, Mammalia, Lagomorpha, Leporidae. The record is from RefSeq and is a predicted model, not a curated record.